AUGUCGAAGCGCCGUAAGUCUUCAAAACCCGAUACCUUCUCUGUGGAAAGUUUGCGCGAUGAAGCUGAAAAAGAAGUAAACCAAGAGGUAACCGCUGCCAAAAUCUUGAACGAUCUUGGUUCUAUCAAGCUGGAUGCAGUAGAAAAUGUUCCUGUUGUCGUUAUUCUUUGUGCUCUGAUUGUCAAAUUUGGUGUAUCCGUCGUUUGUGCUCUGGCUUGUGUUGUACCAUCAUUGCGCGUUUUACCUACAUCUGUGAAGUCCUGAAGCUACUAUGUCCUUCAUUGCCUGAGGAUGAAGCAAAUAGCAUUUAUCAAUGCUUGUCGAACAUGCCCAACCAUUUCGGCUCAAACACCAGUCAGAUCCACGUUUUUGCACUCCCAUGCAAUCGUUGUCUUCAAUGUGACUCAAAUCUUGUACGUCACAAUGUUCCCGUAGAGAUCAAGUAUAAUACUCUGAAUGGGACAAACGAAGGUAUAAAAGUUUCCCUCAAAUGCAAUAAGUGCAGUAAACUUUAUGGCUACGCAAAAUUUGGCAACCCAACGGAUGGCCGGAAAUUGUACCCCGAGUCCAGAAGCGCAGUUGAGGCAUCAGAUGUAUGUUUUGUGGAUCGGUCGCUGUUAAAGUGGCAAAUAUCUCUAGUGUAAGUUGUUUUUUAGUUUGCACAUUACUCAGUAGUCACUAUCAUAUAUCACUGAAUGAGAUCGCGGAUACUAUAGGCUUAGUCUGAAAAUCCAGGACGUACCAGAACUGUCAAGUUCGCCCAUUGCGUUUCGUUAGACUUGCUGAACCCGACUGGUCUUUAGUAGUCUCAUAAUUAUUUUCAGUUAUAAGAGUUAUAGGUGGAAAUUAUCGAGUGGAAUUUAUAUACAUUUAUAAGACAUGUUCAGGAACAGCAGCGAAAAACACAACUAUCUGUCCCUGACAGGAAUCGAACCUGCGUGGCCCUGCGGUUCCAGUGCGACGUUCUAACCGAGUUACAGAGGCCAGUUCGAUUCCUGUCUGGGGACCGAUAGUUGUGUUUUUCGCAGCUGUUCCUGAACAGGUCUUAUGAAUGUAUAUAAAUUCCACUCGAUACUUUCCACCUAUAACUCCUUUCAACUAUAUUAGUCAUACGAGUAUGAUGCCAACAAAAUCUCAGCCUAUUUUCAGUUAUAGUCUUUCUAUAUUGAAGACUAAUAUAAAGUCAGAAAAGUUCUUUCAGUUAGAAAAUCGAUAAAAACGGAUAUCGUGUAGCACACGCGAAUGCGAUAAAACACACACAGCGAAGAAGUAAAAAUGAAACAAACUAAGGGAGAAAGGUAUAAAUGUAUAUUGUAUAUUCGGUUGCAGUUGUCAUUCAUGGGUAUCAUUUAACGGAUUCUCAGAGGCCUAUAAUGAAGUUCACAAAGGAAGUAAGUACAAAAGCUUGCCCACAUACGUAUGUGCCUCUUGAGCUACAUCAUCCGGCCAGUAGCAUACUAAAACAAUACCGUAACCUUCAGAAUAUAAGCCCCCGAAUAUAAGCCCCUAUAAGUCACCACAUGUACUAAUCGCCCACCCAUUCCAAAUAUAGCCCCUGGCCACAAGGCCACCCAAAUAUUGUUUAUCACUAUUAAUCACUAUUAUUACUAUGCUUAACACUUGUUUAUCACUAUUACUAUAUUUGUUUAUCACUAUUACACUAACACAAAAGAUCGUUCAUGUAUAAGCCCCCAGUAUAUAAGUACCCCCUUUUAUAAGCCCAUCAAAAAUCGCUUACGAAAGAAUAUAAGCCAAGGGCUUAUAGCCGGAGGUUUACGGUAGACCCCCUUCGAUAAUUACGCCACGACUAUUCGCUCUCAUCAGUAAAAGACGAUUGACUCAUGAUUCAUGAGAGCGAGGCUUGUAGGCCAAAUGACGUAAUUAUCGCAAGGUUGUAUUUCAAAGUACUCUGACCGAAAUUCCGCGAAGUCACGCCAGUGUGAAACAAUGGAUUGAAAUGCAAUGUGGAAAACUUGUACCAUAAAAUUUACCAAAUGUUUCUAUGAAUUGAAAACUGGGUAACAUAUGUCUAUGUUUUUGGAUGUAUAACAAUUAAUAAUCACUAAUCCUAAAAAUAUAACAUUCAUUUGUGUCUAAAUAGAUUUUGGAGAAAAACAGGUGGCUGCAGCAUUUUGGAAUGGCGAGCUGGAGAAUGAGUUGAGAGAGCUCGGCGUUCUGGACUUUUUUGGAAAGUUAAGAACAGAUAAAGAUAGAGAGGAAGUCAUGACGGAGAUUGAUAAGAUUCGAGCAAAAACUAUCUACGAACAUCCACAAGAAGAAUGUUCGGAUGUUUGUAAGGAGCGUG
Molecule: messenger RNA, 2305 nt
Organism: Paramuricea clavata
Lineage: Eukaryota; Metazoa; Cnidaria; Anthozoa; Malacalcyonacea; Plexauridae
Source: the annotation of a GenBank genome assembly